Cryptomeria japonica (Japanese cedar) is the source of this 972-nucleotide messenger RNA. Its product is annotated as protein TIFY 9. The coding region runs from base 145 to 702 and encodes 185 amino acids. The record is from RefSeq and is a predicted model, not a curated record. The transcript has 4 exons. NCBI's taxonomy places the organism in Eukaryota, Viridiplantae, Streptophyta, Pinopsida, Cupressales, Cupressaceae.
UUGCCCCAUUUUUUUUUUUUUCUGCCAUAUCACAACCUUUACUUUGCUUUCCGACUCCUUGAAAUACCAUUCCUUAUCAAAUCAUGUCAUUUCAUACCAUCAUCUAUUCAAUUUCAUCAAUUUUGCCUUCUGUUUUGGUAAGAGAUGUCUCAACCUCAGCUGCUCACAAUCGAUUUCAUGGGAAUCGGAAGUGAUGAGAAUGGCAGCCCUCAAUUGGAUUGCCUCCAACAACUUCUGCGCAGGCGAUCAAUGCAGUCAUGUCUGGGAAAGAUAAAACCCCAGAUGCUGCAACAAGUGCUCUCACACGGAUGUUUCAGCGAUUCAGAAAAUUUUCACAGAGAAGGUCAGAUUGGGGUUUGUGAAGGAAUUAAGACCCUGGAUCUGUUUCCACAGCAUCCUCUAGGGUUUCAAUCCAAUGUUAAACAGGACAAGACCCAAUCGGCUUUGUUGGAUGCACAAAUUGAAAUUUCUGAAGCUGUUCCAUCGUCUCCCCAACUAACGAUUUUGAACGAUUACCCGAGGCAAAGUGUUUCAAAAUUAGAAGAAUCUACACAUGGGAGAAAGCAAAGCCACGCUGUUGAAACAUUAAAUGCCAAUCUUCCGAUAGCUAAGAGGCUAUCCCUUCAACGAUUUCUGCAAAAACGGAAGGACAGAAUCGGCAGAGUCAUUCCCUACGGGACGUCAUCGAAGGAAGGAAGGUGAAGUUGUUUAGUUUGCAAAUGGGAAAGCGAAAAGAGGAGAGUUUGUUGUUAUCCGGGAGGAAUUUUGGAGGAAGCGGAGAUAAUGGAUGCCACAUGUUCCAACUCACGUGACUCCUGCACUUCCGAUAUUGAGAAUCUGAUGGCAUUGGAAUCAAUGCGGCAUUUGUGAUUGCGCUGUACAAAAAUUAAGUUAGUAAUUUGGGAUUUGGGUGUACAAAGAAUGAACGGUUAUUAGAACUAUAAUAUAAUGACUAUUGUUUCUUUUCCACUA